AUGGCAAACUCGAUCGAUGAAAAAUCUAUUGAAGAAGAAAUCAAUUACGAAACAUCAUCGAUCGAUACUUCGUUAAAUAGUGAACAUGUAAACAAAUCAUUGCAUUCAUUGUCAGAAUCAACAUCAGAUCAUAGUAAUGAUCAACUGAUGGAACCGAAUUUAGAAGCAUGUCAAUUUCAAACAGAAUGUUUAUAUAAACAAUGGCUUGAUUGUCAAUAUCAUGAUAAUGAAAAGAAAUCGAUCAAAAAGCCGAAUGAACUGGAAAAUGAGAUGCAAGAUCCUCCGAGAAAUUAUUCGGAUGAUAUUUUUGAUCGUAUUCAAGGUUCGAUAUUUGGCAUGGCUGUUGGUGAUGCAUUGGGGGCGCAUGUUGAAUNUGUUUCUCUCGUUGAAUAA
Adineta ricciae is the source of this 393-nucleotide messenger RNA. The record is from the annotation of a GenBank genome assembly. Lineage: Eukaryota; Metazoa; Rotifera; Eurotatoria; Adinetida; Adinetidae.